AUGAUCGGCGCAGCAGACGGCUGCCGAUGCUCGUGUAGUGUGCAAGGAAGCAGCUCAUCCUGCAUCCAUUCUGGCCCACAAUCGGUCUGUGGGGCGACCGGUUAUCCUGCGUGUCGGCUUGGUGGAUCAUUGUGCACCAGUUCACACAGUACCUGCGGUGGGCGGGCGACAGAUCAGGCUGUUUUUCUCGGCCGGGAGGCAGCGGCGUCGGUAAAAUUGUUGACAGAAGUCGCCUCAGCGCUCCCGCAUUAUCCUCGCCACGGGCACGCGCUGGCCGAGCAGCAGCUUUUGCUACUGGAGCGGCAACAACGAUUCAGAUGUGCAGAACAUGAAUCGGAGGAGGCUGGCAGCGGAAGUGGAGACGGGAAGUGGUGCGUGGGAGCUGGCGCAUCACCUGGAUGGCGAGGAGGCGGAGGAAUGUGCUCAAACACAGCGCUGUCGGGGGUCGCGCGUGGGAUGGAUAAAUGGGGUUGCAGCGAACGAGCCGGGUCGUUAGGAAGAGCGUCUGGUGAGAGUCCGGGGCCUGCUGCUAUACAGCAAACAGGGGGAAUAGAGAGGACAGCCGGUAAUGAUGCAGGCGUGAACCAGUCAGAACGUGGGCGUCUCGUAGGAGGAAUGUGCGGUUCUCUUGGAUCUCUCGCCACCAACCUCGGGGUGUACAGAGAGGUGCUUAAACCUGGCGACAGCCACUACAGUUUCUGCCUUGUUGCCGUAAGUCGACAUGAGCGACACUCUGAUCAGCAGGCCAGUGGCGGUAAUGUACGAGGGACGGCUGCCGCGGAAGCGGUCAACUGGGCCGCUCACCGCGGUCACACAUGCCUGUGGGCGUCAUCCGAUCCCAACUUUAUUUCAGGAGUCGCGUGUCCUUUCCGGACAAAAGUGUGCAAAAUAGAGCGUCUACACAACCCACUGCUUCUCCAGCGGUACCUUCACGAGAGGGAGUCGAUGAUGCUGUUCAAGGGAAAUCGCGACUGCGCCAGUGUGGAUGACGUUAUUGGCAACCCGAUUUUGCGCGUCCAGCCGGAGCACGCGGGAACGGUUAAUCUGAACGAGUUUUUUCUGUUCCAUGGAUGCAAAGCCAACCGCGCUAAACUGAUUGCGGUUUCGGGUUUCGACUGCCGCCGGGCUGGCGAGAAUCGUGGCAAGCUCUUCGGCGUCGGCACGUACUUCUCUCCCUUGGCAAGCAAGGCAGAUCUGUACUCACGGUCUCCACAGGACUCCUCAGCUCCUCCAAUUACUUCGCCCAAACCGCCACACUGUGGGGGGUCUGCUGGAGCAGCAGGAUACAGCUCUUUUGCUUCGCCGUCGAGAGCAGGCGGUGUCACGAGCUGGGGCAGUGGGGGUGGUGCAGCGGCCUUUCAAAGGAAAAGAAACGCUUUAUCCGGCGCGAGCGGACACGUGGCGUCCGGAUCGACGAGUAUGGGAAUUGGACGUCGAGCACCGAAGACGCCAAAGAACGACAAGCGAAGGAGCAGCGUGCGAGGACCCGGCGUUCUUGGGUUUGCGUCGUGUGCCUUGCAGAAGGCCGGUUCAACAGGAAAGGCCAAGGAGAGUGACCCGCGCCAGCUUGAGUGCUUUUACCCUACCAUGUGUAGCCGUCCAGUUGCCGGGCGGGGCGAAUGCAUGGCGUGCAUGAGGUCGUUUGCAUCAGUGGCAAGUGGAAACUCUGCAGGAUUCGACUCGUGCGGAGGCGUCUUGGGGGACUUAAGUGAAAGCUCAGGGGACGAUUCUCGAAAUGAAUCUCGCGGCCGUGCACAUGCAGACGAAAGAGAUCUCAGAUCGGGUGGUGGACAUCUCCAGACCGCAAGCGACACCAGCGUAGAUGGAGGUAAACACGGUCGUGACAGAACCCAGGAACAACCGAAGACGGUUGUUCGAACGCUUGUUCUCAGUCGGGUUUGCCUCGGCGAAGUUUACAAGGCUACCCGAGCGAUGCCAGAAGCACGCAUGCCUCCAGCAAUGGCAGACCCUGGUCUUGACUCCUGCUCGGGGGCGGGAGGAAAAGGACCAGCGUACAUGUUAGGAGGUGGCGGUUGUGGAGCGGCAGCAGCGUCAUGCACUCCGGGGGAUGUGGCGGGUAGCACUGGAAUACCUGGGGUCCCGCUCAGGCAAGAGCCACAGCUGGUACCUUAUGAUUCCGGUAGGUUGAAUUGA
This is a messenger RNA of Besnoitia besnoiti, 2154 nucleotides long. RefSeq lists its product as uncharacterized. The transcript is spliced from 4 exons. Bases 1 to 2154 code for a protein of 717 amino acids. NCBI's taxonomy places the organism in Eukaryota, Apicomplexa, Conoidasida, Eucoccidiorida, Sarcocystidae. Gene Ontology annotation, molecular function: NAD+ poly-ADP-ribosyltransferase activity. The record is from RefSeq and is a predicted model, not a curated record.